Ustilago hordei is the source of this 903-nucleotide messenger RNA. RefSeq names its product putative BUD23 - Protein involved in bud-site selection. The coding region runs from base 1 to 903 and encodes 300 amino acids. Lineage: Eukaryota; Fungi; Basidiomycota; Ustilaginomycetes; Ustilaginales; Ustilaginaceae. Gene Ontology annotation, molecular function: rRNA (guanine) methyltransferase activity. Gene Ontology annotation, cellular component: nucleolus. Gene Ontology annotation, biological process: rRNA (guanine-N7)-methylation. The transcript has a single exon. The record is from RefSeq and is a predicted model, not a curated record.
AUGUCUCGACCCGAACACCUAGCACCACCCGAAGUAUUCUACAACGACAUCGAAGCGUCCAAAUACACGGCCAACACGCGCGUUCAAACAAUUCAAGCAGAAAUGGCCGAACGUGCUCUCGAACUGCUUAUGCUUCCUCCGCACCGUCGCCCCGCCCUUCUCCUCGACAUCGGUUGCGGAUCCGGUCUCUCUGGCGAAAUAAUCACCGACCAGGGCCAUGAAUGGAUCGGAUUCGACAUUUCCCCCUCCAUGCUUGAAGUCGCUUUAGAAAAAGAUACAGAAGGAGACCUUCUCUUAGCUGACGCAGGCCAAGGAUGCGGUUUCCGUGCAGGAUCGUUCGACGGCGCCAUUUCUAUCUCUGUCCUACAGUGGCUGUGUAAUGCUGAUGCGACAUCGCACAAGCCAGCACAAAGGUUAAGCUCAUUCUUCACCACGUUAUACUCAAGUUUGUCGAGAGGUGCGAGGGCGGUGUUUCAGUUCUAUCCGGAAAAUGACGAUCAGGUCAAGUUUAUAAUGCAAUUCGCUACCCGUGCUGGGUUUGGUGGCGGCUUGGUGGUUGAUUAUCCGAACUCGAGGAAGGCCAAGAAGUUCUAUCUGGUCUUGUGGGUCGGUGGAGAGAUGAUCGUCGGACCGAACGGGCAGGCGGAGAAACAGAUGCUGCCGGAAGGACUGACGCAUGACCAUGAGGAAGCAGGAGAGGCAAGUCGCAGGAACGGCGUCAAGUACGAGAAGAGGAGGCUGGAUAGAGAAGGGAGAAAGGGAGGAAAGAAGGGCAAGAAGAGAGGUGGGGAAACUGCGAAAGAGUAUAUCCUUAGGAAGAAGGAGUUGAAUCGAAAGAGGGGCAAGGAGGAUGUGCCGCUGGAUAGUAAGUAUACUGGUAGGAGGAGGAAGGCUGGGUUCUAA